Molecule: messenger RNA, 2940 nt
Organism: Vombatus ursinus (common wombat)
Lineage: Eukaryota; Metazoa; Chordata; Mammalia; Diprotodontia; Vombatidae
Gene: SLC25A15
Product: solute carrier family 25 member 15
Biological process (GO): mitochondrial L-ornithine transmembrane transport
Molecular function (GO): L-ornithine transmembrane transporter activity
Source: RefSeq, a predicted model, not a curated record
UUCCGUCAAAACGACUGACUUUUUUAAAGUUUAUUUUAAAAAAUUUUUUUAUUCUUAUUUUGAGUUUCAAAUUAUCUCCCUCCCUCCAGCCCUUCUCCCUGCAUUGAGAAAGCAAUAGGAUACCUAUUAUCCAUGUGAAGUGACGAAGUGACUAAUUUCUAAAUACGAUCCCAUUAAAACCUAGGCCCAGGAACUGAAAGUCACUUGAUAAUUCCAAAGUCUUCUAAGGCCAAACACAAACCCAGUCCACCAGAUUAGAUGGUCCUUGAUCCCCUUCUUGCUUUCAUUACAUCCCAAAACCGAAGUCCAGAAGCCUCGGGGUGGGGGUGGGGUGAGGGGUGGGCAGGAGAACCGGAUUAGAAUAAGGAUAACGAAUGAUUCCACUGAAAACCAAUUAGAGAAGGUCCAUUCCACAGCUUCCCGCCUGCACGCCCGAGACAGCAGCAGCGGCGGAGACGGCGCAGAAAGCCGCGGAUGCGCUGGGAUCCCCACGAAGGGGACGCGCAACGCUCCUUGGAGAUACAAGUUGCGUGGUAGGAGCUCUAGAGGCCGCAGGCUCCGGGGAGGAGUGCAAUACAGCCCAGCCGUAGCUUCGCUGACUUCCGCUUUCCUGGCUGGCUGACUGGCUGACCUGGGAAAGAAGGUUUAGAAGGGGCAGGAUGGCCGGGACGAGCGGGCAGGCGAGCAGGGCUGCACGGUGCUGGCGCGCCACAGUCGUGCGACUAUAUAAGUCUGCGGGGGUGGGGCGGCGAGGGUUUGACACGUACCCCGGGUUAAACGGCCCGGUCAGGGCCUUGGAACGAAUGCAGCUGCCGCCUCUAGCACUCUCACACCGCGUAGAGGCGGCAGAGGAGGAGGACAGAGGCAGCCGUUUCUUGGCGCCAGGCGCAUUGGUGAGCAGUGCGCGGCGCAGGCCCGGGUCUUUGCAAUGUGCGCGGGGCGCCUCGGGGAAAGGAAGGGAAAGCCGUACCCUGGAAAGAGUAGGGAAGGUGAAUCUUCUGGUUUCUUCCUCUCGCUCGGUUUCCUGCGCUUUUCCGGGAACUGGCUCUGCUUCCCAGGGGGAUGCAUUUUCAACCAUAAGCUCUGGAUAUUUCUGUUCUAAGAGGGAGACAAACAGGUGGGACAAUAUGAAGUCCAAUCCUGCCAUCCAAGCUGCCAUUGACCUCACUGCAGGGGCUGCAGGAGGGACUGCAUGUGUGAUAACUGGGCAGCCUUUUGACACGAUGAAAGUGAAGAUGCAGACCUUUCCCAAUUUGUACAGGGGCCUACUAAACUGCUGCAUAAAGACAUAUACCCAAGUGGGCUUUCGAGGCUUCUACAAGGGGACCACCCCAGCACUAAUUGCCAACAUUGCAGAGAACUCUGUCCUCUUCAUGUGCUAUGGUUUCUGCCAACAAAUCGUGAGGAAGAUAGUUGGACUGGAGAAGACUUCAAAGCUGAGCGAUAUGCAGAAUGCGACUGCUGGCUCUUUUGCUUCUGCUUUUGCUGCCCUGGUGCUGUGCCCCACAGAGCUGGUGAAGUGUCGACUACAGACCAUGUACGAAAUGCAGACAUCAGGGAAGAUAGCAGAAAGCCAGAAUACAGUAUGGUCGGUAGUAAAGGGCAUUCUUCGAAAGGAUGGCCCUCUGGGUUUCUACCAUGGACUCUCCAGCACUUUACUUAGGGAAGUACCUGGAUAUUUCCUGUUCUUUGGUGGCUAUGAACUAAGCAGAUCAUUUUUUGCAUCAGGAAGAUCAAAAGAUGAGUUAGGACCCAUCCCUUUGAUGUUAAGUGGUGGCUUUGGAGGCAUCUGCCUCUGGAUUGCUGUGUAUCCAGUGGACUGUAUCAAAUCAAGAAUCCAAGUUCUUUCCAUGUCUGGGAAACAGGCUGGCUUCGUGGGGACAUUUGCAAGUGUUCUGAAAAAUGAAGGGAUAGGGGCCUUAUAUUCUGGACUGAAACCUACUUUGAUCCGAGCUUUCCCUGCCAAUGGGGCCCUGUUUUUGGCAUAUGAAUACAGUAGGAAGUUGAUGAUGAGCCAAUUUGAAGCCUACUAAAGUAACUUGGUAGAACUGGAUCAAAAGACUGCUGCUGUCCAUCUCUAGGUUUCAGAGUAUGGAGAUCAACAUGGAAUUGUUCUAACCUCAUAAGACUUUUUCCAUCCUCUUCCUACACCACCCCUUUUCAUUUCCCCCAAAGAACCGAAAUUGUCCAUCCACUAGGUUCUGCUAGUGCUUUUAUGAGAGAUAAAGUUCUAUCUCUUCUUCUAACCAGGAAUACACCCAGUGAGCUAUAAGUCUCCCCAGUGCAUCUGUCUUGCAAAUGACUUGAGAUGGGUCCAUGGAGGCUCAUAGCAUCCCCCUGGCUGUCCUUGUCUUUGAAGUGUGGCUAGUGUAAGGGCUUGAAGUGAAGGAUAUAGUUUGGCUUCUCGUCUUUAACUUAGACUUCACCAGAAAAGACCUAGGGUUGAUCGUGUGUUAAUAUAGCAUUAAAAAAGUUUCAGAGCUAAUGUUUCCCCAGAAAAUCCAUUAAGAUAGUCUUACCUGAAAUAGCCCUAACAGUUAUUUUUUAAAGUAGGACAAACUUCCACUCUGAUGUUACGCAGGUGAAGUUGAUCUUGAGAUCAAAUCAUCCCAAAUCCAAUGACUAUCAUUGGCAUUUACCUCCCUUUUUCUCUUAGAUCCCCUUCUCAGAAAAAAAUCUUCAUGUUUCCAUGGUUGGAUUGAGUUGAAUGAGGUCAUAGGGGAGUGCUGGAGUGCUACUCUGAAGAGCCAGAUCUUGAACCUCUGGUCUCUACUCACUGUACAGGGCUGUCUGAAUUUUAAAGCGGCAUGGUCUAGGGCAGUGCUUCUUAAACUGUGGGUUGCAACUCCAUAUGGCAUCAUGAAAGAUUUGGCAACAGUAAAAGGUUUCUGAGUGUGCAAUGACCAAAAAUUAAUUAAAAAUCAAACUCAUAAUGAAUCC